GGGUCGAGCGCGCGUCCCCUCCCCGCCCCCACCGCGCGUUGUGGCGCAGCAGGAAUUUGGCGGGGACCCGGGCGCUAUUUGCGGCUCCUGACGCGCCGGCGGCCGGCGGCCCUUGGGUCAUUUCUAUUCUAGGGGCGCCGGGUCAGCGCGCCCGGCCGGCCCCCUCCGCCGGGCCCGGAGGGUGUGUCCCCCUCAGCCCGGCUCGCCGCGCCUAUAAGGGGCCCGAGCAGCGGGCAGGGACAUGCAGCUCUACAGCAGCGUCUGCACCCACUACCCAGCCGGGGCACCGGGUCCCACGGCCGCAGCCUCCGCCGCCCCCGCCGCCGCCGCCGCCGCCGCCGCCGCCCCCUUCAAGGUCUCCCUCCAGCCUCCCGGAGCCGCCAGCGGCGAGCCGGAGCCCGAGACCGGUGAGUGCCAGCCUGCCGCGGCCGCCGAGCCCCGAGAAGCCGCCGCCGCCGCCGCCGCCGCCCCCGCCGCCAAGAUGCCCGCCUUCUCCUCCUGCUUCGAGGUGGUGCCCGGGGCCGCCGCCCCCGCCUCGGCCGCCGCCGGCCCGCCCGCCGGGUCGUGCAAGCCGCCGUUGCCGCCGCACUACACGUCCACGGCGCAGAUCACCGUGCGGGCCCUGGGCGCCGACCGGCUGCUGCUGCACGGGCCCGAGCCCGGCGCCCCGGCGCCCGCCGCCCCGCGCGGCCGCUGCCUCCUGCUGGCCCCGGCGCCCGGCGCCCCGCUCCCGCCGCGCCGCGGCUCCUCGGCCUGGCUGCUGGAGGAGCUGCUGAGGCCCGACUGCCCCGAGCCCGCGGGCCUCGACGCGGCCCGGGAGGGUCCCGACAGAAACUUCCGACUGAGCGAGCACCGCCAGGCCCUGGCCGCCGCCAAGCACCGAGGCCCCGCGCCGCCCCCGGGAAGCCCGGAGCCCGGCCCCGGCCCCGGCCCCGGCCCCGGCCCGUGGGGCGACGAGCACCCGGCGGACAGGAGCCUCCGGGGCUGGGAGAGGGCGGGCGAGCGCAGCGACCCUGCCGGCGCGGACGAGGCGCGGCGGCCCGACCCGGAGGCCCAGGCGGCCCCGGCGGCCCCGGCGCGGAGCUGCGAGGCGGCCCCGGGCGGCGCGGCGGAGGCGGUGGUGGUCUCCAGGUCGGAUCCCAGGGACGAGAAGCUGGCCCUGUACCUGGCGGAGGUGGAGAGGCAGGACAAGUACCUGCGGCAGAGGAGUAAGUACCGGUUCCACAUCAUUCCCGACGGCAACUGCCUCUACCGAGCGGUCAGCAAGACGGUGUACGGAGACCAGAGCCUGCACCGGGAGCUGAGGGAACAGACGGUGCAUUACAUCGCCGACCACCUCGACCACUUUAGCCCCCUGAUUGAGGGCGACGUGGGGGAGUUCAUCAUCGCUGCUGCUCAGGACGGGGCGUGGGCCGGGUACCCGGAACUGCUGGCCAUGGGGCAGAUGCUGAAUGUGAACAUACAUCUAACGACUGGAGGGAGGUUGGAGAGCCCCACGGUGUCCACCAUGAUUCACUACUUGGGCCCAGAGGAUUCCCUACGGCCUAGCAUUUGGCUCAGUUGGCUCAGUAAUGGACAUUAUGAUGCCGUGUUUGAUCACUCCUAUCCUAACCCCGAGUAUGACAAUUGGUGCAGACAGACUCAAGUGCAACGGAAACGCGACGAAGAACUUGCCAAGUCCAUGGCCAUAUCCCUAUCCAAAAUGUAUAUCGAACAAAAUGCAUGCUCUUGAAGUGUCUGAAAACCUACACCCUGGGAGAAUUGCAUACAUAGUUUGUGUUGGGAGAAUUACGAACUCUAAUCAGGGAUGAUGCCAUGCAGUAGGUAAUACGUUGUUACCUAUAAGUGAGGAAGAGGAGAGGUGGGUCCCUGGCAACCAUUUGGCCUUACGAAGGUCACUGUGGUAGGAGCUGCAGAGGGAAGAGGAGAGUUUGAUAAAAAGAUAAUGAGAUCUGCUUUGAUGCAUUUUUCCUGAAAAUGUUGAUGAGAAAUGAAGAUGAAGAUGCACACACCAAAUGUUGCACCACUUAUUUUGGUGACUUUUAAAGAAUGGCAAUGGGAAGACAGAUGACCCAUGAGACCUUUUGAAGGAGAAUUUGGCGUUUGGACCAAGAAUGUUUGAAACGAUUAGAUUUGAAAAGAGCAGAGCUUCUACCCUAUAGUUGCAAAUUUCU
Canis lupus familiaris (dog) is the source of this 2174-nucleotide messenger RNA. RefSeq names its product OTU deubiquitinase 1 (gene OTUD1). Gene Ontology annotation, biological process: protein deubiquitination. The transcript is spliced from 3 exons. Lineage: Eukaryota; Metazoa; Chordata; Mammalia; Carnivora; Canidae. The record is from RefSeq and is a predicted model, not a curated record. The coding region runs from base 242 to 1732 and encodes 496 amino acids. Gene Ontology annotation, molecular function: cysteine-type deubiquitinase activity.